This is a messenger RNA of Pseudogymnoascus destructans, 594 nucleotides long. RefSeq lists its product as uncharacterized. NCBI's taxonomy places the organism in Eukaryota, Fungi, Ascomycota, Leotiomycetes, Thelebolales, Thelebolaceae. The coding region runs from base 1 to 594 and encodes 197 amino acids. The transcript is spliced from 5 exons. The record is from RefSeq and is a predicted model, not a curated record.
AUGUCCGGCUCUCAAGGGAGCCUUUUCAUUGACGACGAUCCUGUUGUCGCCUCUGGGGUGAAAGAACCCCGCAUUGCUGCCGGCCUCGAGGCCACGAUGAUUUCUGGGUGGACGGCUUUCGGGUCCCCCCUUCGACCCACCGCGCUUCCGGGGUUGCCACGUGUGGCUCCCCGCGUCUCCUUCCGUUGUCCCGUUCGUCCUAAUCCUGUUGGGCCUUCGGCCAUUCCUUCUGCGUCUGCGUCCGCAUCCUCUGCUGCGCCCGUCACCCCCGUUGGGGUCCCCGCCUCCGUUGCCGCUGCCGUCCGGGAUCUGCUGGUACUGCAGUCCGACUAUGGCGACGCCUCCGUUGCCGCCAAGGAUGGCUGCCGCGCCCUCGUCAUCGAGACCGCCAGCGCAACCAGGUGGAGAUGUUGGCGGUCCUCCGCCAGAUGCGGCGCGAACAGGCCGGAGAGAGGAGGAAGGAGAAGAAGGAGCGGGAGGCCCGGGGGUAGGGCGGUGGCGGUCUGCUGGGUGGUCGUUCGUGUCGCCCCUCGCUGGGUGACCGCUCGGGCUGCCCCCAUCAUCAUCGCCAUCCCUAACCCUAACCCAGAGUAG